UUUAUUUACAUCUUAUUUCAUGACAUAUUCUAUUAUAGGUUAUAUUUUUAAAAGUUCUUGUAGGUGUUUGAUUUGAAAAUUAAUAUAGUUUAUUCAAACCAAAAAUGCCUACUUGGAACCAAAUUCAAUCUCAAUUGAGAAACCCAAAUAACCCUGUUGUGUUUUUUGAUGUUACUGUCGGAACUACGGAAAUAGGGCGAAUGAUUUUUGAGCUAUUUGCUGAUGUAGUGCCAAAAACCAGUGAAAAUUUUAGGGAAUUUUGCACCGGUGAAUACCGUCGAGAUGGUGUUCCUCUAGGAUAUAAAGGAGCUACAUUUCACCGAGUAAUUAAGGAUUUCAUGAUACAAGGUGGAGAUUUUGUUAAUGGUGAUGGAACAGGAGUAAUGAGUAUUUAUGGAGGAAGUACUUUUGCAGAUGAAAACUUUGUGCUUAAACAUGAUUCACCAGGACUCUUGUCUAUGGCUAACAGUGGCAAAGAUACAAAUGGAUGCCAAUUCUUCAUCACAUGUGCAAAGUGUAACUUCUUAGAUAAUAAGCAUGUUGUUUUUGGAAGAGUAAUAGAUGGUUUACUAGUUAUGAGGAAAAUUGAAAAUGUACCUACUGGGCCAAACAACAAACCAAAAAUACCAGUAACAAUAUCUCAGUGCGGACAAAUGUGAAAAUAAUGUGUUAAUACAAUUAAAUAUAUCAUUAAGAAUAAUAUAACAAGCCAAGUAAUAAGAUUUUUACUUUCAUAAAAUA
Molecule: messenger RNA, 741 nt
Organism: Vanessa tameamea
Lineage: Eukaryota; Metazoa; Arthropoda; Insecta; Lepidoptera; Nymphalidae
Product: peptidyl-prolyl cis-trans isomerase H
Exons: 3
Coding region: 105-659 (184 amino acids)
Biological process (GO): protein peptidyl-prolyl isomerization; protein folding
Cellular component (GO): intracellular membrane-bounded organelle
Molecular function (GO): peptidyl-prolyl cis-trans isomerase activity
Source: RefSeq, a predicted model, not a curated record